AUGUGGGAACCUCUCAAUAUUAGGGUACCGGCCGGUUCUAUACGGACCUCAUGUGAUGUGGACUUAUCUGACUAUCCCUACGAUAAACAGACGUGUGAUAUAUAUUUUGGCUCAUGGAGCCAUAGCCAGGAACACAUCAAUAUUACAACAUUAGGCACGAUUAUGAUUAUGGGGGUUAUGGAGUCUAUACUUCAUUGGGUAUCACUCUUACACUUAAGAGUUAGGAUCGGCCUCGUUUGGAGCUCCCUUUGCAGUCUCAAUGAAAGCAAACAAUUGAGUUCAGAUCACAUGCAACUGACACCCGAAGAGUUCAAUGGAGACGAGGCACCGUCCGAUCCGUCCGAUCAAAUGAAAUCAACUGAAAAAGAGUGGCAAUUGGUGAACUGA
Molecule: messenger RNA, 387 nt
Organism: Oppiella nova
Lineage: Eukaryota; Metazoa; Arthropoda; Arachnida; Sarcoptiformes; Oppiidae
Source: the annotation of a GenBank genome assembly